ACCAUCAGAAACAGAUGAAUGGAACUCGUCAAUCCAAUAUCCAGAUGGAAUCGCUACUUAGAGAAACCUGAAAUAAAAAACCAAUUCUAAUAGCGAUUUGUUUUGUACGAUAGUGUAAUAAUAGAAGGUGUUCUUGUUUGCGUGAUAAUAUUGUUGUUUUCUUGUUAUGGCUUCAACGGUAACUGUAAAAAUUGAACCUACAGACUUUGAGGUGGACCCCGACAAAGAGAAAAUUGCCCCAGUAUUAUUACAUGGUCCUGAAUUUAUAAGCGUUAAAAUAGAAGCCGAAAAUGGAGAAGGCACCAGUGUAGAUGACACACUGAUUAACAUAAAAUCAGAGCCCUGUGAAAUUGAGGUUAAACAAGAAUUGGUAGAAUGUGCCUCUGAUUCUCACUUCAUACUACCUGAUAAUGGUCCACAGGAACCAAGUGAAGUAGGUGAUGUUGUGACAGAAGAAGACUUCAACAGGAAUUCAAUAGAGAGUGGGAGAUAUGCGUGUUGCGAGUGCGGCAGAAAAUUCUCAACACAAACCACUCUUCGCACCCACAUAAUACUUCACAACAAGGGACGACUAGAAUGUCAUAUCUGUUUGGUUCGAAUGGACACAUUGAAACACUAUGAAGACCACAUGAAUGACCACAUUAAUGAUAGUAAAUAUUCAUGUCUUGUUUGCUGCAAGAAAUUUAACAAUGCAUCACAUCUAAGAGAACACAUGGUUGUCCAUGAUGAAGAUAAGCCGUACAAGUGUGAUUCUUGCCCAAGGCAAUUCGUUGUUCGAGCUCAUUUCCUCAACCACCAAAAGUCUGCUCGCUGCAAGAAAGGGGGAGAGUUGAGAUGUACAAUUUGUGACAAGGAAUUCCUGAAGAUAUAUUUAUUGAAGAGUCAUUUGAGGAAGCAUACAGAUGAAAGACCAUUCCAAUGUGCUACAUGUAGUAUGUAUUUUAAGCACAAAUCGACUCUGAUUCGACAUAUACAGAUACAUAAUGAUAUAAGGCCGUUUGCAUGUGAGUUCUGUGAUAAAACCUUUACCCAUGCAGGACUCUUGAAGCCUCACAUGAGGAAGCAUACUGGUGAGAGGCCGUAUCCGUGUCCAAAAUGUACGAAGACAUUUGCCCAUAAACACAACAUGCUGAGACAUCUAGCGAGACAUGAAAAAGAGAAGAACUUACAAUGCAAAAUUUGUAAUAAAGUAUUUCCUAGGGAGAGUAGAUUGGUCUACCAUAUGCGUUCCCACACUAACAGCAGGCCGUUUGUCUGUGAUGUCUGCGGCAAGAAGUUCUCACACCGACAGAAUGUUGUGAGGCAUUAUGAGAAGAAGCAUCCGGAUAAGAGUUACACAAGCGAACAGACAGAUGCCAGUGUUGCCAGGAAUGUGUGGUUGAAAGUGCAGAAGAAGUUGCAAGAGGCAGUGGAAUAGAUUAUAGAAUAAAUAAGUAUUAUUCUCAAUGGUUAGAUGUGCUUAACUUAAUAAUAAUACUAUUAUUAAUUUUCUUUGUUGAUUGUUCUUCGGACCUCUGUUACAGUGUUGUAACGACUUAUUAACCUUUACUGGGAGGAUGUAUACUCUUAGAGGAAAAUAAUGUGACUUAUGCGACUUUCGGAUGUAGAGCAACCUUCUAGUAACUAGUUUUAAUGAAUUAUCUGUCACAAGUUCCUAGAAAUCCCAUGUGGAUGUUGUAACAGAGUCUAUGGUCUAUACACAAAGAAAGAAAAAAGUUUAAUUGAAUCAUAUAACUUAAAAUAAACUUAUGAAAGAAACAAACAAAAUCUGAAUAUAUACUAUGUGCUACAAAAACGGUCUUAGAAUUAUUGCUGGUUUGAAAACCAAUGCUGGUCUACCGUUGGGCCAUUUCGUGAUGUCGCUACAAAUAUAUUAUUUUAUAAAGUUAAACUUAUUUUAGCUAAGUGUCUAUCAUCAAAUAAAUGUCAGUAAUUUCAGAGAUUUGUUAGAGCAGGAUGUCUUUUAUCAGAAUUAUAAAAAAUUACCACCCAUUCAGAUUUUUGGAGUGUUCGGAUUAGUAGUACAAAGAAUCCGCAGGGUUUUCUAAAUCAACUAAAAGAAAUAGUUUUGUGAAAGUUUGAAUGUAUAUAACAUAAAAAAUAUGAAAUCUAUUAAAAAUUUUAGGUAUAUAGGUACUUAAUGCUUAGAUAAUCAAUACGGUUAGACAGAGCCUCUUGCUGCUAGACAACCGAUGAAAACAGGCCAUGUUUUUUACAUUAGUGUGCGUGACAAGCUACGUAAGUGUAAGGCACGCACACUAAAGAAAUAAGCCCGACCUGUUUUCAUCGGUUAAUCAGCAAGAGGCUCUGUCUACACGUAUAAAUUAUUUAAAGCUUAGAUUUUUACGAGAGCUGUCUUUCGGAGAACCCGUCGAAUAGUUUACCCGGUCGAAAUAGACAGCAAAUAUUUUAAAUUAUUAUCAAUGCCGUGAAAUUACAAUUUCACUAGUUAUAUUAUAAUUAAACGGUAGAUUGUCAAUCGACUUCAUUUGGACAAUUUUACUGGUCGUUAGUUUAUGAGGCCGUCUCUGAUUGUGUGAUUGGUCUGUUUCUUGUAUAGUUAUUAUUUGUUCAAUAAACACUAGUGUAAUCAACUAACUGUUAUCUAAGCUAAUCGGCCUUUCUUCACUAGUAGGUC
Molecule: messenger RNA, 2638 nt
Organism: Leptidea sinapis
Lineage: Eukaryota; Metazoa; Arthropoda; Insecta; Lepidoptera; Pieridae
Product: oocyte zinc finger protein XlCOF6.1-like
Exons: 4
Coding region: 167-1417 (416 amino acids)
Biological process (GO): regulation of transcription by RNA polymerase II
Cellular component (GO): nucleus
Molecular function (GO): RNA polymerase II cis-regulatory region sequence-specific DNA binding; DNA-binding transcription activator activity, RNA polymerase II-specific
Source: RefSeq, a predicted model, not a curated record